Effrenium voratum is the source of this 3417-nucleotide messenger RNA. The record is from the annotation of a GenBank genome assembly. Lineage: Eukaryota; Dinophyceae; Suessiales; Symbiodiniaceae.
AUGUUGCGAGAACGCCAUCGGCGCGGCACAUUGGCGUUUGUGCUUUAUGCGAGCACGAGUCUGUUGGAUGCCAUCCUCUUGACUGCCAACAAGACAUUGAAGGAGAUAGCUGGUGACAACGAUUUCAGUCAAUACGUUCCAUCUGUGUUGGGCAUCAUAUCCUCUGCUGUGUCCGCAAUUGAGGGCCUUGGCCCGGCAGCGAAUCCGGUGGGCACCUUCAUGAAAGACAUGGCUGCAAUUGCAAGCAGCAGGAGAAUAGUUCGGUCGGCAAUCGAUGCUUUUCUGAGUAGGGUGAGAGCUUCUUCGAAGAGAAGCGCCGUCGUUGUGGAUGAGGCCAACCUGGGUCUGCCCGGGCUGACAAACGGACAGGAUGGAGGAGAGAGGGGCGAAGCCAAGUCUGCCUUGGCAGCCAUCACAGCUUGGACAAAACAAGGCAAGCUGACAAGCGUAGUGCUUAUUUCAUCAGAAUUUGCUUACCCUUUCCGCCUGCAGGCAACAGGAUUAGACCUCAGGGACAUUGGGAGGGUGAUUGUGAUUGGCGAGGUGCCGAAGUAUGACAUGCUGAAGAUGCUGCAGGAAGAUUGGGGCAUGGACGCAGACUUGGCAAACAUAUUCUACAAGUAUUUUGGCGGUGACAUCUACACCACCAAGCAGGCUCUCGACAUGCUCAUGGACAAGAAAGAUAAGUUCAACCCAUUUGCAGUUGUGGAUUGCCCUGGCUUACCAUCCUGUGUAGAAGAUCCGGAGGCGAGGGCGCACCUCGAGAACAUGGCGAAACAAGGCUUUUCGCCCGUGCGAAAUGUCAAGACAGACAAGGGUGCGAGGAUGAUAGCGGAGGAGAAUGUCGGGGGUGUGAUUCAGGAGGGUGCCAUCACCUUCGGUUUGCCCGACAUCUUCACAAACACGUCCUGUGAGUGGGCAGUCAUUCCGUCUUCCUACCACAUGCGCCUCAAGAUUGCCGACAAGCUCAAGAACAUCUUUCCAUCAGGAGGGGUACAGGCGAGCCCCGACAGUGAUCAGGGUGGACUGAUGCCCUGCAGCAUCCUGGGCGUCCACCGCAUCGAAGGCUCGCACCUGGGCAGGGGCCUGUGGACGCAGCGGCGUCUGUGGACGGAUCAGUCUGCAAAUUGCACCACCAUGGGACGUCAGCACGGACUUCUGGAACUGCUUCCGAGGCCUGGGGGCCCAGGGGCUCGGAACUGGCUCCUGCGAUUUCUGGCUGCUCGGUUUGUCUUCUUGGCUUUCUCACUGUGCAGAGCACUCAAGACCUUCUUCACGAAGGAAGCGCACGAGGCAGCGGACCGCAUCCCACCGGCACGGCUCCGUCCGCGCCUGCGAACACUCCGGGAUUUGGUCUCCGAGCGCCACUUGGCGGUGGCCGUGCCAGUGGGAUGGUGCUUCCGGGAUCGGAAGGUUCGCGAGUGCGACAUGCUGGGCAAGGGUCUGAUGACAGCACUCGACUUGCAACGGCAGAAGUCCCUUGGGUGGGCACGUUUGGCGGUGGAGAUGUUGCGCGCAAUUUUCCAGCUCCCUGUCGACUACGCUCUUAACAGAAUUCGUGGGGGUGGAGCGGCGGCGAAGGAAGUGCUGGAUGUCGCAGUAUCACGUCAUCAAAUCAACGUCAACAACUUCAUCUCCCAGAGCAUAAGCCGUCGGAAGAUUCCGAGCAUCAUCAUCGAUGAUGCAAACCUUGCACUGCCUGGAAUUACGGGAGAAGAUGGAAGCGCUGCGGCUAAAUCAGCUCUACAAGCCAUCACAAAGUGGACAAAACAGACAGGCCAAGCAAGUGUGAUGAUGAUAUCUUCAGAGUUUGGCUAUCCGUUUCGUUUGCUAGCAAACGGCUUAGCCUUGAGCAUCAUUGGCAGGGUGAUUGUGAUUGGCGAGGUGCCGAAGUAUGACAUGCUGAAGAUGCUGCAGGAAGAUUGGGGCAUGGACGCAGACUUGGCAAACAUAUUCUACAAGUAUUUUGGCGGUGACAUCUACACCACCAAGCAGGCUCUCGACAUGCUCAUGGACAAGAAAGAUAAGUUCAAUCCAUUUGCAGUUGUGGAUUGCCCUGGCUUACCAUCCUGUGUAGAAGAUCCGGAGGCGAGGGCGCACCUCGAGAACAUGGCGAAACAAGGCUUUUCGCCCGUGCGAAAUGUCAAGACAGACAAGGGUGCGAGGAUGAUAGCGGAGGAGAAUGUCGGGGGUGUGAUUAAGGAGGGUGCCAUCACCUUCGGUUUGCCCGACAUCUUCACAAACACGUCCUGUGAGUGGGCAGUCAUUCCGUCUUCCUACCACAUGCGCCUCAAGAUUGCCGACAAGCUCAAGAACAUCUUUCCAUCAGGCACUGAUGCCACAGCACCUCGAGCUGUUUGGGUCCGUCAGCUCAGCAAGCCCCGCAAGGACUACAACUUUGAUGCAAGCGUUGCAUUCAUGUCCCUGUUCAAGGCAACAGGAUUAGACCUCAGGGACAUUGGGAGGGUGAUUGUGAUUGGCGAGGUGCCAAAAGUUGCCAUGCUGAAGAUGCUGCAAGAUGACUGGGGCAUGGAUGAAAACUUGGCAAACAUGUUCUACACGUAUUUUGGCGGUGACAUCUACACCACCAAGCAGGCUCUCGACAUGCUCAUGGACAAGAAAGAUGCCUUUGACCCUUUUGCAGCUGUGAGAUGCCCUGGCUUACCAUCCUGUGUAGAAGAUCCGGAGGCGAGGGCGCACCUCGAGAACAUGGCGAAACAAGGCUUUUCGCCCGUGCGAAAUGUCAAGACAGACAAGGGUGCGAGGAUGAUAGCGGAGGAGAAUGUCGGGGGCGUGAUUGAGAAGGGUGCCAUCACCUUCGGUUUGCCCGACAUCUUCACAAACACGUCCUGUGAGUGGGCAGUCAUUCCGUCUUCCUACCACAUGCGCCUCAAGAUUGCCGACAAGCUCAAGAACAUCUUUCCAUCAGGCACUGAUACCACAGCACCUCGAGCUGUUUGGGUCCGUCAGCUCAGCAAGCCCCGCAAGGACUACAACUUUGAUGCAAGCGUUGCAUUCAUGUCCCUGUUCAAGGCGGUGAGGAAGGCUUUGCUUCAAGAGCCGCCAUGUGCUAUCGAUAUGCCCCGUGUGAAUGCGCAGGGCCGGGCGGCGGCCCCUGCGAAUCUUGUAAGCGAAGAGUCCUGUGGCAUGCGAGCACUGGUAACUCCGCAGACCAUGUUUUUUGGCCAAGGAGGGGUACAGGCGAGCCCCGACAGUGAUCAGGGUGGACUGAUGCCCUGCAGCAUCCUGGGCGUCCACCGCAUCGAAGGCCAUCGCGAGGCACUGAAGCUCAACAGAAGCCUCACGACGAUCCAGAUUGGCUUGAACGACAUCGGUGACCCGGGCGCCGAGGCCCUCCGGAAGGUGGUUGCGGAGAAGAAAGCCCAAGGACUGGACCUGACCUGGAGAUCAACUUGA